AUGUCGGCACCGCAGGCGAACGAAGCCGAGAAGAACAUUGAGAUCUGGAAGGUCAAGAAGCUGAUCAAGCGCCUCGAGGCCGCCCGCGGAAAUGGCACCAGCAUGAUCUCGCUCAUCAUCCCGCCCAAGGACCAGGUCUCGCGCGCCGCGAAGAUGUUGGCUGAAGAAUUUGGUACCGCCUCGAACAUCAAGUCCCGCGUCAACCGCCUCUCCGUCCUGUCCGCCAUCACCUCGACCCAGCAGCGCCUGAAGCUGUACUCCAAAGUCCCGCCCAAUGGCCUCGUCAUCUACUGCGGCGAAAUCAUCACCGCCGAGGGCAAGGAGCGCAAGAUCAACAUCGACUUCGAGCCCUUCAAGCCCAUCAACACGUCGCUGUACCUCUGCGACAACAAGUUCCACACCGAGGCCCUGAGCGAGCUGCUGGAGUCGGACCAGAAGUUUGGCUUCAUCAUCAUGGACGGAAACGGCGCGCUCUUCGGCACGCUCUCUGGCAACACCCGCGACGUCAUCCAGAAGUUCUCUGUCGAUCUGCCUAAGAAGCACGGCCGCGGUGGUCAGUCCGCCCUGCGUUUCGCCCGUCUGCGCGAAGAGAAGCGCCACAACUACGUCCGCAAGGUGGCCGAAUUGGCCGUGCAGAACUUCAUCUCCAACGACAAGGUCAACGUGGCCGGCCUCAUCUUGGCUGGUUCAGCCGACUUCAAGAACGACCUGAAUCAGUCGGACAUGUUUGACCAGCGUCUGCAAUCCAAGGUCAUCAAGGUCGUCGAUGUGUCGUAUGGAGGCGAGAACGGUUUCAACCAAGCCAUCGAGCUCUCCUCUGAAACCCUCAGCAACGUCAAGUUCAUCCAGGAGAAGAAGCUCAUCAACAAAUACUUUGACGAGAUCUCCCAAGACUCCGGCAAGGUCUGCUACGGCAUCGACGAUACCCUGAAGGCCUUGGAGGCCGGCGCUGCCGAGACGCUGAUCGUGUACGAGAACUUGGAAAUUGUUCGCUGGACGCUUAAGAACUCUGAGGGAUCCGAGAUCAUCAUCCACACCAACAAACUUCAAGAGACGGAUCGGUCUCUCUUCAUGGACAAGGACUCGGGCCAAGAGAUGGAAGUCGUGGACCAGAUGCCAUUCCUCGAAUGGCUAGCCGAGAAGUACCGCGAUUUCGGUGCCACUCUCGAAUUCGUCUCGGACCGCUCCUCCGAGGGCAACCAGUUCGUCAAGGGCUUUGGUGGUAUCGGUGCCAUCCUCCGCUACAAGCUCAACUUUGAGCAGCUCGCCGACUACGACGACGAAGACGAAUUCUACGAUGAUUGACGGUUAAGCGCCCUCGCUGACCGCGAGGCAGAGGUCCCACUCCACGCGUCGAGUGAAGGAACUUCCGCUGCCCGCGAGAACACCCACGGAGACGCGUCCACCACAAAGACUGAGGGAGUCGGAGCGACGACGCUUCGCCUCUCCAGGUUGUAAAUGAGUAAAGGGAGUGCAGAAGAAGUGUGAAGCUGAUGAGAUGCCCAUUCUUAUUCACGGCCCACGCUCGCUUCAAGGGAGAGGCAGUGAUCUGCUCCAUUCCAGCUGUCUCUAUGAGCACCGAAUCGAAGCUCAUGAACAAUAAAUAGCUGGAAUAGAUGCAAUAUUGGGGGCGGAUCUGUCAAUUCGCCAUCUGCUUUGCCCAUGCUUCCUAUAACCGGUUUGAGAGGAGAAGAGGGG
Trematosphaeria pertusa is the source of this 1698-nucleotide messenger RNA. RefSeq names its product peptide chain release factor eRF/aRF, subunit 1. NCBI's taxonomy places the organism in Eukaryota, Fungi, Ascomycota, Dothideomycetes, Pleosporales, Trematosphaeriaceae. Gene Ontology annotation, biological process: cytoplasmic translational termination. Gene Ontology annotation, molecular function: sequence-specific mRNA binding; translation release factor activity, codon specific. The record is from RefSeq and is a predicted model, not a curated record. Gene Ontology annotation, cellular component: cytosol; translation release factor complex. The coding region runs from base 1 to 1305 and encodes 434 amino acids. The transcript is spliced from 4 exons.